This is a messenger RNA of Enhydra lutris kenyoni (northern sea otter), 1559 nucleotides long. Its product is annotated as CD2 molecule. Gene Ontology annotation, cellular component: membrane. The record is from RefSeq and is a predicted model, not a curated record. The transcript is spliced from 5 exons. NCBI's taxonomy places the organism in Eukaryota, Metazoa, Chordata, Mammalia, Carnivora, Mustelidae. Gene Ontology annotation, biological process: cell-cell adhesion; positive regulation of type II interferon production. The coding region runs from base 34 to 1086 and encodes 350 amino acids. Gene Ontology annotation, molecular function: signaling receptor binding.
CUUAGAGUCAUAACAAGGAAACUAACCCUAAAGAUGAGCCUCGCCUAUCAAGUCUUAGCCAGCUCUCUUCUGAUUUUCAUCGUUUCUACCAAAGGAACUGUCUUGCUUUUUAUAGGUGCAGCCCAUGAACACAAGAUUGUCUGGGGUACCCUGGGUCUUGACUUUGAACUGAACAUUUCUAAUUUUCAAAUGAGUGACAGUAUAGAUGAUAUACUAUGGGACAACGGAAAAGCCAGGAUUGCACGACUCAAAGGGGGCAAGCUUAAAGAGACAUCUAGAAGAUAUAGUGUAUCAACAAACGGAGCUCUGAGAAUUAAACAGCUAAAGACAGAGGACCAUGAUACCUACAAGGUUACUAUAUAUGAUAAAAUUGGAAAGAAUGUCUUGACCGAAACAUUUCUAUUGAUAAUUCAAGAGGCGGUUUCAGAACCUGUGAUGUUCUGGAGUUGUAUCAAUAGGAGCCUGACCUGUGAGAUAAGAAGCGGCACUGACCCCAAAUUAAUGCUGCAUCUAGAUAAUAAACCAUUAGAUAAUGCUGUGGCCAAAACUAUUUCUCAAAAGAUUGCCACGAACAUCUGGAUGACCAAACAGAGUAUGUUAUUCAACUGCACGGCCAAGAACAAAGUCAGUGAGCAAAGCAGAACGAUGACCAUCAAUUGUUCAGAGAAGGUUCUGGACAUCUAUCUCAUCAUUGGCAUCUGUGGAGGAGGUCUCAUCUUCUUCAUCUUUGUGAUACUACUCAUUUUCUACAUCAACAAGAGGAGAAAACAGAAUGAUAGGAGACAUGAUGAAGAGCUGGAGGUAAGAACAUGCAGAGUAACCUCCAAGAAAAGACGCCAGAAACCCCGCCAGGUCCCAGGAGCAGCUCCUCAAAACCCAGCCGUGUGCCAGCCUCCUCCACCACCUAGUCAUCGGCCCCAGGCCCCUUGUCCUCGGCCCCCGCCUCCGAGCCACCGUGUCCACCACCACCCGCAGAAGAAGGCUCCUCCUGCAUCGGCCACACAAGUUCACCAGCAGAAAGGUCCUCCCCUCCCCAGGCCUCGAGUUCAACCAAAACCUCCCCACGGGACCACUGAAAACUCGUAAUUCUGUCACCUGGCAUGGUGUUCCCUUCCUUGAAUUCAAAGAGAUAGGAAUUGUUUUUUCCCAUGAAGGCACGGUGGUUUCCCCGCCGCGCAGGAUCCGCACCCGCGCUUGCAUCAAGUGCAUUCUGCCGGUUAGGAUUACCGCCCGCUGGGCUUAUGGGCCAUGGCUGUGCCCGCAUCUCCCAGCUCCUCCACGUGCACGGACACCUGGAGCCUCUGGCCUCCUCCCGGAUCCUCAUCACGCCAGGAAGGGCUAGCAAUUCAAGGGCUAGCAUCGGGAUGACGGGCCACCGAGCACAAAGUUCUAGACCUCUCCUUGCCUCCUCUUUGGCUCAUGCACAGACAGGAGAUGUCUCACCGCCCCUGUGGCUCGCUGCAAGUGGCCGACCUGCCCGAGAGAGACUGCUGGGUUUCUUCUGUGCCUAGUGAACACUUGCCCACCAUCUUAAGGGGAGAAGUGAAAUAAAAGUUUUG